Molecule: messenger RNA, 863 nt
Organism: Macadamia integrifolia
Lineage: Eukaryota; Viridiplantae; Streptophyta; Magnoliopsida; Proteales; Proteaceae
Product: peptidyl-prolyl cis-trans isomerase-like
Exons: 1
Coding region: 84-599 (171 amino acids)
Biological process (GO): protein peptidyl-prolyl isomerization
Cellular component (GO): cytosol; plasma membrane
Molecular function (GO): peptidyl-prolyl cis-trans isomerase activity
Source: RefSeq, a predicted model, not a curated record
UUUUAAUUCAAGAAAGAUAUAAGAUGCUUCAAGCCCAGAACUCUAAUGCAAUAUUCUGGUUAACGUAAGUGUUUUUGUUGAGCAUGGUUACCAAUCCCAAGGUUUUCUUUGACAUUUCAAUCGGCGGCACUUCUGUUGGCCGAAUAGUAUUUGAACUAUAUUCUGAUACUACGCCCUACACGGCCGAAAACUUCCGUGCUUUGUGCACCGGAGAGAGAGGAAUUGGCCACAAUGGCAAGCCCCUUCACUAUAAGGGUUCAUUGUUCCACAGUGUGAUCCCUGGCUUCAUGUGUCAGGGUGGAGAUUUCAUCGCCGGAAACGGCACCGGCGGAGAGUCGAUCUACGGUAGGUUCGCCGACGAGAACUUCGUGAAGAAACACACCGGACCUGGCAUUCUGUCCAUGGCUAACCCUCGGCCCGACUUCAAUACAUCUCAGUUCUUCAUCUGUUUUGCUAAGACUCAGUGGCUCGAUGGGAAGCAUGUCGUGUUCGGACAUGUUACUGAGGGUAUGGAUGUUGUGAAGGAGAUCGAGAAAGUCGGUUCCAACAGUGGUAGUACUUCUCAGAAAGUUGUGAUAGUUGAGUGCGGUCAGAUCUAAAUAAUAAUAAUAAAAAAAAGUCUCUUAAUUUGAUCUUCGUGAUCCAACCUUGGGUUGGAUGAGUCCUAAUUAGUGGGAUUAGGGUUUGUUCUAAUCUAGUCUGUGGGCGGUGUUGAUGCAGGUUUGGAGACUUUGUAUAUGUAGAUGAUGAUUAUAAACUUUUUUUUUUUAAUCUUUUCUUUAUCUUUUUUUGUAGUUUGAACUCUUAAAAUUGAUGGGAUCUGAAUUUCUCUAUUGUAUAUAUGGUUCCCAUGAUGGAUAUUA